AUGUACACGUGGUUAAACUAUUACAAGCACAUGAUCUUCGAGUUUGGUGAACCUAACAGGGCCAUACCCAUGUGCAUUAUUUUCUUCCGAGAUGGCCUUUCUGAAGGAUAUGCACUCGUGGGACAAGAGGAGAUUGAGGACAUCACAGAGGCGAUCAAUGAUGUCUGGUGGGACAAAGGUGUAAAGGGUGCAAAGCCUGAACUAACAUUUAUCGUCGUAGAUGACGAUGAAGCGACCCUUUUCCUAUCUUCUUCAUCCGCACAAAUGCAAUUCAGCGGUGGCGACUUCUCUACGCCUUUGUGUCCUGUCUCAUCAACCACGUGCACACCUCUUAAUAUCUCUGCUCCAAAACCUGACCCUUCAUCUGGUAUCGCUUUUCAUCAUCUUGCACCUCUGUCAGCACCUCACUUUAUUCCCCAGCCAAAGAGUAAAACUGACACUGACACAUUUCUGAAGAAACAGGCAGACACAAUGAAGCGGCUGUGCAUUUGGGAUUUUGUUGACUCAGAUGAAGACUGGGGUAUCAUAGAAGAUCAAGACUCCGACGGAGAACCUGUACAAAGGCUACCUAUGUGCCACAGAAAAGUAGCUCAAGGGAUGAAGUCACUGAAGCUAUCUUUCCAGGAGGGCAUAUUAUUAAGUGUUGGGCACGUUCAAGGCCCAUUUCCAUUGAACUCCUCGAGAGUGUGA
Molecule: messenger RNA, 690 nt
Organism: Suillus bovinus
Lineage: Eukaryota; Fungi; Basidiomycota; Agaricomycetes; Boletales; Suillaceae
Exons: 5
Coding region: 1-690 (229 amino acids)
Molecular function (GO): nucleic acid binding
Source: RefSeq, a predicted model, not a curated record